Pochonia chlamydosporia 170 is the source of this 807-nucleotide messenger RNA. Its product is annotated as spherulin-1B precursor. The coding region runs from base 1 to 807 and encodes 268 amino acids. Gene Ontology annotation, molecular function: manganese ion binding. The transcript has 3 exons. The record is from RefSeq and is a predicted model, not a curated record. Gene Ontology annotation, cellular component: cell wall. Lineage: Eukaryota; Fungi; Ascomycota; Sordariomycetes; Hypocreales; Clavicipitaceae.
AUGGACCAUAUGUCUUCUUCCCAUUCUCAGCAUACCAAGUUGAAUAGCAACAAGCUUUCACUCACAUACGCAUCUUUCAUUGUCCCUUUCACCAACAACAUGAUUCCCAAAACUCUUUCUUGCUCUAUAACUGCCCUUGCAGCAUUCCUUUCCACCACCGCAGCAGCACCCCAAAACAAGGUCAAGAGCUCUGUUUCCGAGUUAAGCCUAACAGCUCAACUAGAAAUUGCAGACAGUGUGGCCGAUCAAUACCCGCUUCUCCCCAACGACGAAAGCUUUGUGUUUGACUACAACAAAAAUGGAACAGGCAUGGCAAGCAAGAAGACCUUUCCUGCACUUGUAGGCACAGGAGCCAGCAUGGCAAUCGCAGAAAUCGGGCCUUGCGGAAUGGCCUCCCUCCACAUCCAUCCCCGGGCCGCGGAGCUCUUUGUCGUCAUCUCCGGCCGAGUUCAUACUGAAAUGGUUCCAGAGGCUGGUGUGGUCAAUGCAAAUGGCACCCAGAGAGUCGUUCGCACCGAGCUGGGUCCCAAUAUGAUGACCGUGUUUCCAAAGGGUUCAUUCCACACUCAAAUGAAUCCAGACUGCAAGCCGGCACUUAUCGUCGCGUCUUUCCCAUCUGAAGAUCCAGGUGUGGGCUUGGUGGCCCCUCAGACCUUUGCUCUGAACGACGAUGCUGUUGCCGCCACUUUUGGUCAGAGUAUUGCUGGCGAAGAUAUAGAUAGAGUGAGGAAGGCCAUCCCCCAGGGUGCCAUCUUCAAGGUUGAGCAGUGUCUCAAGAAGUGUGGCAUCAAGAAGAGACAGGUGUAA